Messenger RNA from Cooperia oncophora, 933 nucleotides. The record is from the annotation of a GenBank genome assembly. Lineage: Eukaryota; Metazoa; Nematoda; Chromadorea; Rhabditida; Trichostrongylidae.
GUGCUUUUCGCAUUCUCGUGCUUCAUAGGCACUGGAGGCCAAGGUAACAGCACAACCUCAACCAAUGGCACAUCUUCGACCAAUGGGACAGGUUCAACCAAUGGCACAAGUUCGACAAAUGGCACGACUUCAACCAAUGGCACAGCUUCAACCAAUGGCACGGCUUCGACCAAUGGCACGGCUUCAACCAAUGGCACAGCUCCAGUAAACGGAACAGCUCCAGUAAACGGAACAGCUCCAGUAAACGGAACAGCUCCAGUUAAUGGUACAGCUACCAAUGGCACGGCAACUAACACUACCACUCCCCGAACGACAACAGUAGAUCCCGCUACUUGUAAGAUUUUAUCAGCUGCUAUGAUACGUUAUCUGAAAGAACUAUUACAACUGCUAUGUACUUUAGUAGCCAACUGCGACAGCGUCCGGAUGCCUAAAGAAGUACGACAAAGAUUCCUCGACCAACACAAUCUGCGCAGAGGCAGUUUGGCCAGAGGACUCAGUGAACGUAAUGCAUUCGAAGGGAAAAACGAGAUUGCGCCUCCAGCAGCUAAUAUGUAUCGUACGUUAUGGAGUUGCGAUGCUGAAUCCUAUGCUCAGUCGCACGCUGAUUCGUGUAAUCAAGCCUUACAACCAGUGGAUGUUCAUCCCGGUCACAAAGAGAACGUCUACAGAUUUAACGGAACAGGAGACCAGCCAGGGGCUGCUGAAGCGGCUAUGAAUAACUGGUGGAGUCAGUUGGCGAGGAACGGCGUCCCAUCAAACAUAGCAGUACACACAAGCAGUUGGCGAACGCAACUGCCCACAGUGACUUCAUUCACAAAGAUGGCCUGGUGGAUUACACUAUCAAAAAUGGGUGUGUGCUAUAAACCAAUGCAAUGGUUUCAUGCUCGUUGUCUGUAUGUACAGUCCAGGGUGAGUUCAGCAGUCCUUGCCUAG